CAGUCGUUUGAUUUAAUUUGUUUUCUUCCUAGAAAGAAAACUGCACACACAUUUAUAAUGAUGGAUGUUCAUAACAACCUCGGCAGAGGCGCAAAUAAAACCAGAAAUUAAACCCUUUAUUCCCUUCAUCGGAUCUGAGGUUGUCUGUUCGUCCGAUUCCUCUGAUUUUAGGGCACAAUAAUGGAUGCAAAAUCAGCGCAGGAACCUCUCCUGUUCAGGCAGGAGGAGGAUGUUCAGACAAAACCCCUUUUGCUUUCGUCGGGAAGAUGGAUUCUCCGAUUGGCAAUGUCGGCAAUUUUCAUCGCCUGGGUCGCCGCCAUUUUCGUCUUCCCCUGUGAAUUUGGGAGCGAUUUGUAUUUGAAAGCUGUGGAAUCGGAGAUGAACACUACUGUGGUUACAGGAAUUAUUUUUCUGAUCUUCAGUGCCCCAGUCGUCCUCAUUGCAUUUCUUGCAACUCCAUAUCUUGCUCUGAGCAGAAACAAUGAGAAUCAUAAGAAAAAGAAUCCGAAGUAUCCGCAGUUCCGGCUGUGGACUUUCCCGGUGCUGGUGGACGGGCCGUUCGGCGUCGUCACGGCGGCGGAGCUGGCCGGAAUAUUCCUCUUCGUCGUUUAUCUUAUCUGGGCGCUUUACACCUGCACUCUGAAGAAUAUUCAGAUUCUGCCUCUGUUUGCUGCACUCAAAGAAGAUUCGAGUCUUUUGAUGAUGGAACUAACAGGCCUUCGUUUGGGAACCAUCGGAAUAUUUUGCUUAGCCUUUCUGUUCCUGCCCAUAGCAAGAGGAUCGAUGCUUCUCCGGCUCGUCGACAUCCCGUUCGAGCACGCUACGAGGUAUCAUGUCUGGUUAGGACAUCUAACGAUGGCUCUGUUUACGCUCCACGGCCUUUUUUAUAUGAUUCCGUGGGCGAUCGAGAGGCGCCUCACCCGAGAAAUGAUGGCGUGGAAUAGCUCGGGGGUCUCCGUUUUUCCAGGAGUCAUCGGCCUUAUCGCGGGGCUAGCGUUGUGGGCGACAUCGCUUCCCGGCGUACGAAGACGCAACUUCGAGCUUUUCUUCUACACGCACCAAUUGUACAUCGUCUUCAUGUUGGGCUUAGCAUUGCACGUCGGGGAGCGCGUCUUCUGUUUUUGCGCCGGAGGGGUUCUCCUCUUCUUGGUCGAUCGUUUCCUCAGGUUUUGCCAGUCGAGGAGGACGGUGGAAGUUCUUUCGGCUAGAUGUUUCCCGUGCGGGACUCUGGAACUCGUUCUUUCGAAGCCCGCAAAUUUGCACUACAACGCUCUCAGCUGGAUCUUUCUUCAAGUCCGCGAGCUGUCGUGGCUGCAGUGGCAUCCGUUCAGUGUCUCCUCGACUCCCCUCGCUGGUAAUAAUCAUAUCGCGGUCCUUAUAAAGGUCCUCGGAAACUGGACGGAGAGGCUGCAGAAUCAUAUAUCGAGCGCUGGCUGUGCCAAAAUGACGGCGUCGGUUGAGGGGCCUUACGGUCAUGAAUCACCGUACUACUUGACGUAUGAGAAUCUCAUAUUAGUCGCCGGCGGGAUAGGAAUUUCGCCGUUCUUGGCUAUCUUGAGCGACGUCCUCCACCGCGUCAAAGACGGGAAGCCUUGCCUGCCGCGGAAGAUACUGAUCGUAUGGGCGAUUAAAAAGUCCGACGAGCUUCCCCUGCUCCAGACCAUCGGCAUCGACUCCCUUUACCCGGCUUCACCGGAUUCCCUCAACAUUGAAAUCCAAACCUACGUUACGCGCGAAUCAGGACCAUCGCUGGAAGACGGGAAGCCAGCGAUCGAGCCUGUCAAGCCUACUUGUUUCGCCGCCUCCGGGCGGUCCGGAAUGUCUGUUUUGGUCGGCACGGGGAACCCAAUAUGGUCGGGGUUGUACGUCUUCGCGUGUACCAUCGGUUUUAUAGUUAUAAGAGCCUUGUUAGAUGUAUGGUACAUAAUACCUUACAAAAUCAAGAACUCGUGGUAUAAAGGGCUUCUGCUGAUCGCCUGCAUGAUCGCCGGCGUUGUCAUCUUCGGGGGGCUGGUGAUCGGGGCAUGGCAUCUAUGGGGAACAAAAUCUUCGGAUUGUCAAGAAGAAGACACUGUCGAGCAGAAGGAGGUUGUGAACUACAAACAAGAAUACGUAAGCAGUAUCCGGUAUGGCGAGAGGCCGGAUUUCGGAGAGAUCUUCGAAUCGAUGUGUAGUCGUUGGGGGAGUGUGGAUAUCGGCGUUAUGGUGUGCGGUCCUCCCGCCCUUCAAACGAGUGUCGCAAAAGAGUGUCGAACGCAGAAUCUUAAGCAAAGUAAGCAUCAAUCUGUGUUUCAUUUCAACAGCCACAGCUUCGAUCUUUAGCCGGAGCCUCUCCGGAAUUCGGAUUCGCCGAUCCUGAGGUUCGUAUGGUAUCUAUCAAACGUUCCCGAAUGCUUUUGCUUCGUUGAUGCAUAUAUAUACAAUGUUGUUAUGUAAAUAUGUAAUGACUGAAGAUAUAAGUCAAUAUUGUCCAAAGAAUAUUACUAUAUAUAUAUAUGUCGUUUAAUUUGCUUUUCUUA
Molecule: messenger RNA, 2519 nt
Organism: Andrographis paniculata
Lineage: Eukaryota; Viridiplantae; Streptophyta; Magnoliopsida; Lamiales; Acanthaceae
Product: ferric reduction oxidase 6-like
Exons: 9
Coding region: 181-2322 (713 amino acids)
Cellular component (GO): plasma membrane
Molecular function (GO): oxidoreductase activity
Source: RefSeq, a predicted model, not a curated record